GUCCGAGUCCAACACUCUCUCUCUCUCUCUCUCUCUCUCUAUCUCUCUCUCGUACCUCACCACGCCGAAGCUCCACGCGCUCCAUCGUUCUCUUCUCCCUCCACCAUUCCCUGCACCUCCGAUCCAAGCGCUUCAAAAUCCCUUCGAUUCGAUCGAAGCCCACGUCGAAUUCGAUCCCCAGACCCCGCUCGGCGUGGCGGGAGACGGGAAUUAUGGUCAAUUUUGGCGCGGGGAGGGCGAUUGGGGGCGGAAAGGUUCGAUUUUGAAGGGUUUUUCGUGGAUUUGGGGAGGGAUUUGGUAGAUGGGUUGUUUGCCGUGCUUCGAAUCGAGGAGGAAGAGGGACGAAUUGGGUGAUGAUGGGGAUCGGAGGGAGGAGAAGAGGAAGGAGGAGCAACCCAUGGUUCCCCCCUCACUCGAUAGAGUAUCCUCUGAUUUGAAGAACAGAAGUAGUUCAGAAUCCAAGAAAGGAAUAGAUGCUCCAAAUGAUUCUUCUAGUGUUAAUAUUUCUGCUCAGACUUUUACCUUUCGCGAACUUGCUGCUGCGACAAGGAACUUCAGAUCUGAGUGCUUUUUAGGGGAAGGAGGGUUUGGCCGAGUCUAUAAAGGGCGUCUGGAGAGCACCGGCCAGAUUGUGGCCGUGAAGCAGUUGGAUCAAAAUGGACUCCAAGGGAACAGAGAAUUCCUUGUGGAAGUUCUCAUGCUCAGCUUACUUCAUCACCCCAACCUUGUGAAUUUAAUUGGUUAUUGUGCUGAUGGAGAUCAACGCCUUCUUGUCUAUGAGUUUAUGCCCUUCGGAUCUUUGGAGGAUCAUUUGCAUGAUCUGCCACCUGAGAAGGAAGGGCUGGACUGGAACACAAGGAUGAAGAUUGCUGCCGGCGCAGCCAAGGGUUUGGAGUAUCUCCACAAUAAAGCAAACCCACCUGUAAUUUAUCGAGACUUUAAAUCGUCCAACAUUUUAUUGGAUAAAGAUUUUCACCCAAAACUCUCAGAUUUUGGGCUUGCAAAACUCGGCCCGACAGGGGACAAGUCUCAUGUGUCAACUAGGGUUAUGGGUACGUACGGAUACUGUGCCCCAGAAUAUGCCAUGACUGGUCAAUUGACAGUUAAAUCAGAUGUGUAUAGCUUUGGGGUAGUCUUUUUGGAGCUCAUUACUGGCCGAAGAGCCAUCGAUAGUACUAGGCCACACGGAGAACAGAAUCUUGUUUCAUGGGCGAGGCCUUUGUUCAACGACCGAAAGAAGCUUCCUAAACUAGCGGAUCCAAGGCUUCAAGGUCGUUUCCCUAUGCGGGGUCUCUACCAAGCCCUCGCGGUAGCAUCCAUGUGCAUCCAGGAACAAGCCGCGAGCCGCCCUAACAUCGCUGAUGUCGUCACCGCGCUUUCCUACUUGGCCUCGUCUUAUGAUCCCAAUGCAUCGUCCCCAACCUCAAGCAAUAAAUCAGGCGGCGGGGAGCAUGACGACAGAAGAAGUCGAGGCACGGGUGGAAGACUAGUACAAAAGAAUGAGGAAGGGGGUGGGGGUUUGGAGAGAGAGGAUUCGCCGAGGGAGGGCGUGGGAUCUGUCAUGAAUAAGGAUUUCGAUCGGGAGAGAGCGGUGGCUGAGGCAAAACUGUGGGGGGAGAAUUGGCGCGAGAAGAUUCGAGCUAAUGCAGUGGCGCGUGAAGCUGCGAACAACAGUAGUUGAAGCAAUCUCAUUGGGCACCUCCGAAGAAUCCGAUUCGAUCCUGUGAACCUCCAAGACCGGGAUGGGGCUCAGCGUCACGAUCGUGACGACGUCGUCGGGCAGCGCGGGGCUCACGACAGCCUUCUUCAAUCUUUUGUAGUACCAGUAGAGCGCCAUUUGGACGAACCCAAAGGUGAAUCCCAGUACAUUCGGGAGCUGUUUUUUUUAAUCAAACCAGGAAGGGAUUUAGGAUUAGGAGGAAUUGGUUUGAGAUUUUAAUAAGGGAUUAGUAGUGUUCAUGCAUAACUGACCUGAACAUAUAGGUCCUUUGUUAGGAAACCGUAUAAGAACCAUAUGAUGGCGCUGAUGGUGAGGAAGAAGGAUAGAUAAAACGGCAUGUACUCGACACUCCUUGUUUGAAUGACAAGCCUCUGAAAAACCAUGUUGGGUAGUAUUUUUUA
This is a messenger RNA of Ananas comosus (pineapple), 2121 nucleotides long. Its product is annotated as serine/threonine-protein kinase PBS1-like. The coding region runs from base 302 to 1681 and encodes 459 amino acids. Gene Ontology annotation, biological process: protein phosphorylation. Lineage: Eukaryota; Viridiplantae; Streptophyta; Magnoliopsida; Poales; Bromeliaceae. The transcript is spliced from 6 exons. Gene Ontology annotation, molecular function: protein kinase activity; ATP binding. The record is from RefSeq and is a predicted model, not a curated record.